AUGUCGACAUGGAAUAAAUUUAUCCAAGUUAUAGAUGGUGAAUUAAAUUUAGUUAGAGCAUUUAAUGAACCAUGUAGAUCAGAUAAUCCAUCAUGUCCUGAACCACUUCAAUGUAUUAAUGGAUAUUGUUUAUGUUCGAAUAUUGGUAAAACAGUUGAUGCAAAAAAUCUUCUUUCUUUCUGGACUGGUGAAGAAUGCAUGAUAUGUCCACUUCAUUAUACUACUUCAGGUACUAAAUGUUAUAGUUUAAUAUUGGGUGAAACUAAUCAAUUGACAUGGGAUUCUGCACGUGAACGUUGUCAAAAAGAUGGUGGUGAUCUUUUUGUUAUUCGUAGAAGUCAAGAGUUUGAAUCAAUUGCUUUGUUUAUUCGAUCGAAUAUCAAAGAGAAUGAAAUGUUUCAAAAAACUCCACGUAAUGGUACAAAUUUUGCUAGUAUAUGGAUAGGAGCAAAAUUAGCUGAUUGGUCUGGUGAAGGAAAAUAUGAUUUAAUUUCUCAUGGACCAUCUAUAACAAAAAGAAAUCCAUAUUGGUGUAAACAAAACUCACCACUUGGACAAGAACCAAAUUAUGUAGCAUUAAAAGCAACUGGAGAACGUCAAACAUGUAUUGGUUUAGCACUUUUUAAAGGUACAUUAGUUUGUAUGCAUGAUUGGUUUUGUAGUUGGAAAACGUAUACUCUUUGUGAAAUUCAUCCACCACCACCACGAACAACAACUAUAAUUAUAGAUACAGGUGAGAUUGUGUCUGAUAGAUAA
Rotaria sp. Silwood1 is the source of this 756-nucleotide messenger RNA. The record is from the annotation of a GenBank genome assembly. Lineage: Eukaryota; Metazoa; Rotifera; Eurotatoria; Philodinida; Philodinidae.